AUUUACUAUACGCUGGAAGCAGAAGCUUUUAGCACAAUGAACGAAUGAUAUAACGUCAUUCUAGUAUGUUACAAUGGGCAACACCAAAAACGGUUUGCCAUUUUUAUCGUGCGACAAAAAGAAAGCCUCGUCCAGGGUAUGCAAAAGCCCCGUAAAAGGCCUGCAGUUUACAAUUGAAAGUGAUUUUAGGGUGUUUUAGUGGAAAUUAGUUAAAUAUAUAUCGUCAGAAUGGCGCUCAAUCCACAAUACGAUGCAAUUGGCAAAGGAUUUGUACAGCAAUAUUACACACUGUUCGAUGAUCCGGCACAACGACCAAACCUAGUGAAUAUGUAUAAUGUUGAAACGUCAUUCAUGACCUUUGAAGGAGUACAGUUGCAAGGUGCAGUUAAAAUAAUGGAAAAGUUAAAUAGUUUGACAUUUCAAAAAAUUGGAAGGAUUAUAACUGCCGUUGACUCACAGCCCAUGUUUGAUGGUGGAGUACUAAUAAACGUGCUUGGGCAGCUCCAGACGGAUGAUGAUCUACCACAUGCAUACUUUCAAACAUUUGUACUGAAGCCAAUAGCAAACUCAUUCUAUGUAGAACACGACAUGUUCAGGCUGGCACUUCACAACGUCUAAUUACUUUUAUCUACAGAUACAAAUGCGACGACGACCCUCCACACCCGUACAUGCAAACAUUUGUUCUGAAGCCACUGGGAGACUCAUUCUUUGUACAGCACGACCUAUUUCGCUUAGGCAUCCACGACAUAGCCGCCUAAUUUCUAAGCUUCAAUAUGAAAUCGAUCAAGAAAAUCCAUACUUACUAAUAUGGUCGCCACGCUAUUUCGAACAGCUAUUGUUUUGGUUAACUAGGUAUAAGUAUUGAUCAAUUGCCUAUCGUUUAAAAAAUUCAAAUUGUACAUUAUCAUAAUAUUGAAUAUUUGGCAUUCAUUUUCUGCUUAGAUGUUUGAGAUGGCUUAAGUAAGCAAGUACGGCGGACUCUUUUUUCAGUUACAUGUAUACAUUUUAUAAUAAAUACAUUAUAAUUUUUUACUCA
Messenger RNA from Helicoverpa armigera (cotton bollworm), 1036 nucleotides. RefSeq names its product probable nuclear transport factor 2 (gene Ntf-2). Bases 229 to 618 code for a protein of 129 amino acids. Gene Ontology annotation, molecular function: nuclear import signal receptor activity. The transcript is spliced from 6 exons. Lineage: Eukaryota; Metazoa; Arthropoda; Insecta; Lepidoptera; Noctuidae. The record is from RefSeq and is a predicted model, not a curated record. Gene Ontology annotation, biological process: protein import into nucleus. Gene Ontology annotation, cellular component: nuclear pore central transport channel.